AUGGAACAUAACGCGACGCUGCAUCUAGCCCCAGAUGGAUCGAAAUCUUUGGUUGGGCGGAAGCGCAUCCAUGAGGAUACCUCUCCUGUAGGCGAAGACACACGCCGUGAUACCUCUGCUACUGUUUCGAAGAAACCAAGGGCGAAAAAACGAGUUGCUCCAAAAAGCGAGGGCCGGAAGGACGACUCAGAGAACUCUAUCCCAUCCAAUAUUGCUUGGAGUGAUACUUUUCGUGACCUUGAAAAGGCUCAUAAAGCAUUGAAUCUGGUCUAUACAUUUUGCUCUUCGCGCAAACAUGUCAUCACGACAUUUGAUACCCUUAAAUCAGCCGUUGAAUGCCACAUAAAAAGAACCCUAUCUAUUGCGGAUGUAGCUCAAAUGGUUGCCCUUCGCCCAGAAGCCAUGAAGUUCGAAUACACCAAUGAACUCAUGCUGCAACUCAACACCAGGGGCGCUCAAAGGGACGACGUCUUCAAGUCGUCGCAGUCUGCAAUGUCGCAAGCGCCAGCACACGAUUCGUCUGUCGGUGGGCUGACGGGAAACGAACGUCUUGGCGACGAUACCAACGAUCAAGUUACUUCGCAUGAGCAAGAAGUGUUAUACUUGGAAUUCACCGAUGCUGAUUUGAAGCGACAAGUGUUAGAUAGAGAGACGGGUGAAGCGACACGGCCGACCACCAAACUAAGAAAUGAGAAACUGAAAAUGCCAGUAUAUGGUCAAAAGCAGAUGAUGCAGUUAAUCGAACGACGCAACCAAAAGUUUGCGGAUUCUAUCAAUGAAUUUCUCAAGAGCUGUAUCAACGACGUUGUUGAUCCAGAGGAGGCUUUACGUCAAAAGGCUGAGGCCUAUAUUCCCAAGCCGGCGUUGAAAGAUAUUGAUGCAAACAAGCUCAAUGAAAGUGCCAUACCUGAUGCCAUCCCUCAUGAAAGGGGGAGUAUAUCAGAAAUAGUGCUUCAAAUCAAACAAAGCCCGUGGUACUCAGGCCAGAUUGUACCUGAUGGCCAUAGAGUAUUUGAACCCCAGAGUCCCAGCUAUGGAAGUCUCAAUUUUUUGCUGUCUCAAGAUCUAGUGAACGCCCUCUAUAAUGCUAAACGAAUCACUCAAUUUUACACGCAUCAAGCCGAGGCUCUGAAUAGUCUUUACGAGGGGCAGAACAUCGUUAUAUCGACCUCAACCAGCUCUGGGAAGUCAUUGGUCUACCAACUGCCAGUCUUACACGCCCUAGAACGGGACAGAAGCUCAAGAGCCAUGUAUAUAUUCCCAACCAAAGCACUUGCGCAGGAUCAAAAACGCAGUCUCAGCGAUCUUUUGGCAUUCAUGCCAAAUCUUAACGAUGUUCUUGUUGAUACUUUUGAUGGAGAUACCCCCAUGAGCCUUAGGGAAACUAUUCGGGAUGAGGCAAAAAUCAUUUUCACCAAUCCAGAUAUGCUUCACCUCACGAUAUUGCCUCAGGAGCAGAGGUGGAGGACUUUUCUUAAACAUUUGAGAUUUGUAGUUGUUGACGAACUACACUACUACAAUGGUCAACUCGGAUCUCAUGUUGCGUUUAUCAUGCGAAGACUAAGAAGGAUAUGCGAGGCAGUGGGAAAUCGACACGUUCAGUUCAUUUCUUGCUCCGCUACUGUAGCCAACCCCGAAGAGCAUUUCAAACUGAUAUUUGGAGUUUCGAAUGUUCGUCUAAUUGACUAUGAUGGGUCUCCAUCUGGGCGAAAGGAGUUUCUUUGCUGGAACACUCCUUUUAGAGAGCCCGGCGACCCCACCAGCGGACGAGGAAACGCCAAAUUCGAAUGCGCUCGUAUAUUCUGCGCUCUCCUACUAAGAGGUGUCAGGAUUAUUGCCUUCUGUAGGGUUCGUGCCCAAUGUGAAGUCUUGACCAGUGCAAUCAAGCAAGAGCUGCGCGAACUCGGUCGCCCAGAAUGCACCAACUUGGUAAUGGGUUAUCGUGGUGGCUAUACGGCCCGAGACCGGCGGAAAAUCGAAGCGGAGAUGUUUGAGGGAAAGUUGCUGGGCAUUGUUGCAACCACGGCGCUGGAACUCGGUAUUGAUAUUGGCACUCUGGAUUGCGUUCUGACUUGGGGCUUUCCUUAUACUAUUGCAAACUUACGACAACAGAGUGGUCGAGCUGGGCGGCGCACCAAAGACUCGUUAUCCAUCCUAGUUGGAGAUAGCUUUCCAACGGAUCAGCAUUAUAUGAACAAUCCCGAUGAGCUCUUUUCAAAGCCCAAUUGCGAAUUGCGCGUGGAUUUGAAAGAUAUUCUUGUUCGCGAAGGUCAUAUACAAUGCGCGGCAUAUGAGAUGCCCAUUCGACAAAACGAGGACGUGCAAUAUUUUGGGAACGAUUUGCCUAAGAUCUGUCUCGAACGGUUGGUGGAAGAUGAAGUAGGGUACUUUCACUGCCAUGACCGCUUCCGUCCCAACCCCGCCCAGUAUGUCGCCAUUCGGGAUACAGAAGAUGAGCACUAUGCCAUCAUUGAUAUAACAAACGAGAAGAACGAAGUCUUGGAAGAACUAGAGGCAUCGAGAGCGACGUUCACUAUAUACGACGGUGCCAUAUUCCUCCACCAAGGCAACACAUAUCUCAUUCGAGAUUUCUUGCCAGACCAAAAGAUGGCUAAGGUUGAAAGAGUUCAUGUUGAGUGGACGACCAUGCCACGAGAUUACACCGACAUCGAUCCUAUUGAAAUCGAGGCUAUUCGUGCUAUAUCCGGAUCACCCUGUCAUGCCUACUACGGAAGCAUAAAGAUUCAGCAAACGGUGUUUGGUUUCUUCAAAGUAGAUAAGAAGGGACGAAUCAUAGAUGCAGUACAUGUCGAUAACCCGCCUGUCAUACGAUACAGCAAAGGCAUGUGGAUAGAUAUACCUCGACAAGUACUUGAGAUACUACAGGAUCUGGCUCUAAAUGCGGCUGCAGCGAUACAUGCAGCUGAGCAUGUCAUUAUGAGUUUACUGCCCGCAUUCGUUAUCAGUCUUCCAGGAGACGUACGGACAGAAUGCAAAGUAGCUCUUAAGGAAUUUGCCACGAAAGAAACAAAAAGGAAGCGACCAGCCCGAUUAACAUUCUACGAUGCCAAAGGAGGCAUAAAUGGAUCUGGUGUUAGCACAAAGGCUUUUGAUCACAUUGAUCAUCUACUAGAGCGAGCAUUAAAAAGGGUAGAAGAAUGUUCCUGCCAGCAAGGUUGCGUUGAAUGCGUGGCAUCCGAGAUAUGCAAAUAUUCCAACGAAGUCAUAAGUAAAGUUGGAUGUCUUAUUAUUCUUCGGAGCCUGCUAGGAGCAGAUAUAAGACUAAAUAACUUACAGCUGGAUUAUAACAGUAGGCUCUCUAGUACUGAUAUAAUAACUGUUACAGUACCAGUUCCUGUAAAAUUAAAACAAUAA
Trichoderma gamsii is the source of this 3375-nucleotide messenger RNA. Its product is annotated as DEAD/DEAH box helicase. The coding region runs from base 1 to 3375 and encodes 1124 amino acids. The record is from RefSeq and is a predicted model, not a curated record. Gene Ontology annotation, molecular function: nucleic acid binding; ATP binding. The transcript has 2 exons. NCBI's taxonomy places the organism in Eukaryota, Fungi, Ascomycota, Sordariomycetes, Hypocreales, Hypocreaceae.